Messenger RNA from Drosophila innubila, 2164 nucleotides. RefSeq names its product angiotensin-converting enzyme (gene Ance-5). The transcript has 6 exons. Gene Ontology annotation, biological process: proteolysis. Bases 173 to 2059 code for a protein of 628 amino acids. Gene Ontology annotation, molecular function: metallopeptidase activity; peptidyl-dipeptidase activity. The record is from RefSeq and is a predicted model, not a curated record. Lineage: Eukaryota; Metazoa; Arthropoda; Insecta; Diptera; Drosophilidae. Gene Ontology annotation, cellular component: plasma membrane.
CUUCGAGAACUUGAAGCGAUCACAGCUGGCGGUACAAGACGCAAAAAAAGUGAAAAUUAAAAUCAGAAAAUAAAACGCAUAUUGGAAUUGGCGAUAAGCCCUUUUUAGGUGUUAUCACUGAGCACAAUUCUUUAACGGAAACCCGCUCGACAUAUUAACAAAUAUCCUGGCCAUGUUGUGGCGUUGUUUGUUGCUGCUUUUGCUAAUCGUGGGCGGAGUAAACUGCAAUGCCAAUUCCAAUCACACCAUCGAUUAUGAAGAGUCCACGCUGCGUAUACUUGAUGUGGCCACACAGCGAAUGCGUUCAAUUUGGGAAAUGCGCAAGCGCAUCUUUCUGCAACUCACAUCGAAGGGAAAAUCUCCGCUGGGAGGACAGGCGCCCAGCAAACAGGAGGUGGAAAUGGAAACCUAUAGAUUAGUUUAUGAGCUGGCUGCCAAUUUGAGUGUUGUGCCCGUUGAGCAACUGCGAGAUCUGAAGCUGCGACGUCGCGUUCAACGUCUGGCCAAGUUGCAGUUGCAGGGAUUACGACCGGAACAAUAUGAGCAAUCCAAGGAUUUAUUGAGAGCCAUGCAGAACUUUAUAAGCGGCUCGCUGGUCUGCACUCAUGAGGAUUGCUCGGCUCGACGACCCACGGCCAUGUAUCCACAGCUCUACAAUCAGAAUAUGCGAACCAAACGAUAUGAGGAUCUCUCCUUUAACUGGUACAGUUGGCGCAGUGCCAUCAAUGACAAGGAUACGGCAAGAUCCACAUUCAUUGACUAUGUGCGUUUGCUGAGAAUUGCGGCUACUUACAAUGGACAUGUGACGCCCUCACGCACCUGGUAUCUCUACUAUGACACGGAGAACUUUCAGGCCGAGAUGGAAUCGGUUAUCUGGGAGAUAAUGCCACUAUAUCGGGAAUUGCACGCCUAUUUAAGGCACUCGGCUAUCCAGGCUUAUCCCAAGGCCGACUUCAAGGACGAUGGCGCCAUUUCGGCACCAGUAUUGGAUCAGAUGCUAUCACAGGCCUGGUAUCCGCAUCAGAUCUUUCCAUCGCCCUUUCCCAAGGAUCAAUUGCCUUCGGUGCAUCAUCGUCUGGAAGAGGUGCUUGUUACCCCUGUGAAGAUUAAUAAGAAAGCCGCCGAGUUCUUUGAGAGCUUGGGACUUAAUAAAAUGACCGAAGGUUUCUAUGAGCGCUAUUCACGCCGCAUGAAUGAUGACGAAGGUGGUCCGGAUUGCAAGUCGCAGGUUUAUUACUUUCCACCGGAGGUGGCACUGCGUUAUUGCCCCAAACUGGACUAUAAGAAGAUGAUGCAGAUUCAUGGCACAAUGGCGGAAUUGCAGUACAAUAUCUAUAAGAAGGAGCUGGCAUUUGGGCUGGACACUGAACCCUGUCCGGGAUUUGGCAGCGCCUUGGGAGAGACGGCUGUGUUGGCCUCGGGAACAGCUCGGCAUCUGCAGCGAUUACACAUUUUGAUCAGUGACAGUCUGACCGAGGGACAAUCCCUCAAUCGAUUACUUCGCAUGGGAGUUCACACAUUGCUGGCUGUUCCACAGUAUUUCAUCAACGACAAGUUCCUGGUGGAUGUCAUGGAUGGCAGGAUUGGGGUGAAUGAAUACAAUUGCGCCUAUUGGAGAUUGCAGGACAAAUACGCCGGAGUGCAGCCGCCCAUUUGGCGUUCCGAAAAGGACUUUGACAUGGACUACAAAUUCUAUCGCGGCAUGAAUCCAGAUACUUCCAAUACCAGGAAAUUCAUUUCGGAAAUUCUGGGCUUUCAAUUCUACCGAUCCUUUUGCCUGGCGAGCGGUCAAUACAAACCGGGGGAUUCCAUGUAUCCUCUGCACAACUGCGAUUUCAAUAACAGCACGGAGGCCGGCAAUUUGAUACGUGAAAUGAUGCAACUGGGCGCCACAAGACAUUGGCGCGAUAUUAUGCAAAUUGCAACGGGAGAACGCAGGUUGAGUGGACGUGGAGUUUUGGAAUACUUUGCACCACUCUUUACCUGGUUAAAGGAACGUAAUAUGCAGCUGGAUAUUGAACCCGGCUGGGAUGCAGAUGAAUUGUGUCGUAAGGAAUAGCAUUAAUCGUAAAGAUAUUGAAUACGAUCUGUCUAAUCUUAUCCUUACUUAUUGUUAUAAUCAAACAAAUCUGUAAUAAAACAGUCUACACUUCAACAAGAAGGA